Molecule: messenger RNA, 171 nt
Organism: Racocetra persica
Lineage: Eukaryota; Fungi; Glomeromycota; Glomeromycetes; Diversisporales; Gigasporaceae
Source: the annotation of a GenBank genome assembly
CAAUCGGGUUUACAACACCUUUACUUAAUGCUAAGAAUAAUCAGAGUAUUACUGAAGUCCAUUGUGAUGCGAUCUACAAGACCGCAAAAGGAAGAUUCGAGUUAUACGGACUCAUCGCUAACUUUGAAGGCUCAGGAUACCCAUUAGCAUAUCUUAUUUUAGAUACUACAG